UGUGGCACUCCAACCGUUACGUGACGCUAUAACCGGCAGUACUUCACACUUUCAUGGUUACGUAAGCACUUCACUGUCGAGACGCUCCCAAACAGUUCUAAGCUUCAGCUCCUUUUUUCAUCAACAUGAACUCAACAACCGUAAAAGAGUCUGAGAAGACGUGCGUCUUGUGCUGCCAGGAUAUCGACAUCUUCGCUUUGGGUAAAUGCGACCACCCGGUGUGCUACCGCUGCUCCACCAAGAUGAGGGUACUCUGCGACCAGAAGUACUGCGCCGUUUGCCGCGAGGAGCUUGACAAGGUGGUGUUUGUUAAAAAGCUGAAGACCUUUCAGUCUCUGCCUUAUCAGCAGUUUCCCUUUGAGAAGAGAUACGACAUAUAUUUCGUUGACGAAAUGACCCACUCUCAGUACAGGCGUCUGCUGCUGUCGGAGUGCGUCCGAUGUCCAGAGCCUAAAGUUUUCUCCAGAUUUGAGGAGCUGGAGCAGCACAUGAGGAAGCAGCAUGAGCUUUUCUGUUGCAAGCUCUGCUCCAAACAUCUCAAGAUCUUCUCUUAUGAGCGGAAGUGGUAUAACCGUAAGGAACUGGCGCGGCACAGAGCGCACGGUGAUCCGGACGACACGAGUCACCGAGGGCACCCGCUCUGCAAGUUCUGCGACGAGCGUUACCUCGACAACGAUGAGCUGCUCAAGCACCUGCGCAGGGACCACUACUUCUGCCAUUUCUGCGACGCGGACGGCUCACAGGAAUACUACAGUGAUUACCGGUAUCUAAGCGAGCACUUCAGAGAGAGCCACUAUCUGUGCGAGGAAGGACGUUGCGCCACGGAGCAGUUCACGCACGCGUUCCGCUCUGAGAUCGACUACAAGGCCCACAAGGCUGCGGCGCACAGCAAGAACCGAGCAGAGGCCCGGCAGAACCGCCACAUCGACCUGCAGUUCAACUACGCUCCGAGGCAGCAGAGGAGGAACGACGGCAUGGUUGGAGGUGAGGACUAUGAGGAAACGCGGCAUAAUCGAGGAGGACGGGCAAGACUGCAGAUGGGCCAGAAGAGCUGGAGGUACUCCCGGGAAAGAGAAGAAGAGGACAGGCAGGUCGAAGCAGCUUUAAGAGCAUCGAUGGCGAUGCAGAGGCAGACGGAGCGGGCUGCCAUGCUAAGGCAAACGGAUCGACCGGUGACGCAAAGGCAAACGGAGCGACCGAUGACGCAAAGGCAAACGGAGCGACCGGUGACACAAAGGCAAACGGAGCGACCGGUGACGCAAAGGCAAACAGAUCGGCCUGCGAUGCAAGAGAGGAACACUUCAAAACACUGUAGAGACGAGAGGAUAGAGAGAAUAGAGCCUGAAGAGCCCAGACACCUGACUGGACCGAUCAAACCAAGCAACAAGCCUCCAGUAAAAACAAUGAAGAGCUCUAAUCCGGGAGAUGAAGAUGACUUCCCCGCUUUAGGAGCCUCUGCCGUAGCACCAAUUGCGAAGCCGGGUCCGGCAGCACCUUCUUCUGCAGCGCUGAAGGAAGAGGAGUUCCCGAGUCUUUCCAACGCUGCGGUUUCCUCCCCGAUGACUCCUGCUUAUUCCGGACAGCCGAAAAAGAAUUCCUCCUUCCAAGAGGAGGACUUCCCCGCUUUGGUGCCCAAAGUUCGUCUUCUCAAACCCGCAGCGAGCGCCAACUCGGCGUGGUCCAACAGCACCCCUGUGGCCAAACCGAACCCUCAACUUCCUCCUUCCUCCAGAGCUCCGCCUCCUCUCUCAGCCGCUCCCUCCGGGCCUCAGCUCCUCUCUUCUUCAAACUCGUCAUCCUCCCGCAAGAAGAAGAAAGUCGGGGAAAAAGAAAAGGCGACGCCUCCUUCUCUGUCUGACGACGACGACGGCGGAGGAAUGACGCAGCAGGAGUUCCGCUCGGUGCCCACCAUGCUGGAUAUCUCCUCCCUCCUCACCGUCAAAGGAGCCAACAGCAAGCCCUCCGCCACCCCAUCCUCUGCAAAUCCGCCCCCUAACACGGACCUCCCCUCCUCCAAAGCCGGCAAGAAGAAAAAGCAGAAAAACUCAGCUGUCUCCUCCGUGUCGGUGCCCGCCGUUUCGGGCACGACGGUGCCUGUGAACGCAAGCUCCGUUGAAACGGCUGCGCAGAAGGAAAACGUCCCUGAGAAAACUUGGAGCAAAUCACUGUCCAGCACCGUCACGGCAACUAGCGUGUCGGCCAGCGGUCCCACUGACACGACAUCGGCUGUUUGCAGAGAAUCUCCGAGGGCAAUGACACCGCCUGUUGUGGUUCCGGCGCCGGAGCCAGAGGAGGAAUUCCCUGCUCUCAUGACCAAGAAACCUCCUCCAGGGUUCAAGACCUCCUUCCCAGUGAAAACCACAGCACCAAGCCCAGCCCCUGCGAUGCCCCCACCUCCGCCUGGACUGGGAAGCUCAGCCCCGAAGCCGCCCCCGGGCUUCACAGGAAUCGCCCUCAACAGCAACGUGGUGGAGCCUGCGGUCAGCCUCCCCCCCAAAAUGCCGACUAAUGGCUAUUUGGUGCCGGACGACUUCCAGCAGAGAAACCUGGAGCUCAUCAAGUCUAUUAAAAAGCUUCUCCACCAUGACGAGUCCAGUUUCAACCAGUUCAAAAAUUAUUCGGCUCAGUUUAGACAGAGCGUGAUCUCAGCGGCCCAGUACCACCGCAGCUGCAAGGACCUGCUGGGCGACAACUUCAACAGCAUCUUCAACGAGCUGCUGGUCCUGCUGCCGGACACCGGGAAGCAGCAGGAGCUGCUGACCGCCCACGCUGACUGCAAGGCGCUGGAGAAGCAAUCCGGCGCCAGCGGGGGGAAGAAGAACAAGAACAAGAAGAACGCCUGGCAGAUGCCCGCCACGACGGCCAACACGGCAGCCGAGCUGGACUGCCAGGUGUGCCCCACCUGCCGACAGGUUCUGGCCCCAAAAGACUUCAACUCCCACAAGACCCUGCACAUCACCGAAAGCGAGGAGUUCCCCUCCUUGCAGUCCAUCAGCCGCAUCAUCAGCUAGCCCCACUCCCCCUCGUCCCCCGACUGUUUACGUCUGUUUGCCGUUGCCGGGCGACAUUUCAGCUGCAGCUCCGUGAAGGCGUUGCAGAUGCCAGCGUGCGACAGCAGCAGCCCGUUUGCCGUUUACGCAAACAGAGGGAGCCUCAGGCCCUCCUCUGAUGCAGAUUAUAUUGAUGGGUUGGUCCAAAGGGUUUUCCACUUGGACCCGCUUCCUUCGAGGAUGUCUCCAGCUGGCACUCACUGAGAGCGUCUGUAAUCAGAACUGUGACUAUAAUAAUAAUAAUAAUAAUAAUAAUAAUGGAGGAAGGGGGUUGCGGUCUAAGAGAGAAAUUCAAAUGAUUGACUUUUUUUUUUUUUUUUACGUUGCUUUAUUGCUUUCACUUAAACAGAAAACUGCACUUUGUCUUGGUAACAUGAGUCAAUAUGAGCAUGGCAGCGACCUGCUUGGUUAAACAACUAAGCAAUUCAAUUCCAGUAAUUAGCAUCAUAUUUAUUUAAAUAUAACAGAUUAAUUGCUUAGUUUUUGCUGCUUAAUCCAGAAGGUGGUCAGCCAGCUCAUGGUGCAAGGAUUUUCCUUUUGUCAUGAUGUGACAGAAAAUAAGCUGCUUCUGAUUUUUGGAACAAAUUUCUGUUCAUAUUUAAACUGUUAUGAUUUUUUUUUUUUUUUUUUAACAUUCACACUCAUUCCGUUCGUAUCCCCAUCCGGUAAUCUUGGCAUGUUCGUCGAUCAUCACCGGGGCUGUUGUACUGUACAAGAUUUCAACGAAACAAACUCAUCUUCAAUCAUUUAUUUCUCCUUGAGAAUCACUGGGAAAUGAGACUGAUGUCGCUUAAUUUUAGUCCCAGCUUUAAAUUAUUGCACGUUUUACUAUAAUUUGUCUGACUGAAAGAACAUAACCUCCAUCGAAGCACCUUAACGUGUCGACACAGGUGCCAGCGCUUCUCUUUCUGUUUUGAGAUUUCUGGUUUUGCCUGGAAAUCGUACAUUAGUGCACUGUUUUCCAUCCACUUCCAAUAAAGCUGAUCGCAUUGUA
Messenger RNA from Xiphophorus couchianus (Monterrey platyfish), 4044 nucleotides. RefSeq names its product zinc finger protein 598 (gene znf598). The transcript has 12 exons. NCBI's taxonomy places the organism in Eukaryota, Metazoa, Chordata, Actinopteri, Cyprinodontiformes, Poeciliidae. The record is from RefSeq and is a predicted model, not a curated record. Bases 126 to 3011 code for a protein of 961 amino acids. Gene Ontology annotation, molecular function: ubiquitin protein ligase activity; ribosome binding. Gene Ontology annotation, biological process: protein ubiquitination; rescue of stalled cytosolic ribosome.